AUGGAUCCCGAGGAGGAAGCGGAACGAACGGCUUUUGCGCCGCGUAAGUCGCUGGCGCGAACGCCUCCGCAUGGACUGGAGGAAUUAUCGCGGCCGCGAUCAAUUUCCACCGGGGGAGAGAAACGUAUGCUGACCUCUCCAGAGGAGACAGGGUCAGCCUCACAGCGGCCAAGGGUGGAGGUCAGAAGGUGCCGACCAACGAAUCCUGCCCCUCUGCCCCCCACGGGUGGAACAAUGCCCCCUAUUGCGGGGAUAUUGACCACGGAUUACCCUACGGAAAAAUCGGACCCUAGCCGGUCCAAGAGCAGCAAGUUGGAGCUCCUGGACCGGGCCCAAAACGGUUUGCAGUAUAUCAUGGGAGUCGUUACGGGACCAAACUCCAAAUUGAACAAGGGGGACAUCAACUCCGUGGGAGUACAUGUCCACGAUGUGCUGACGGUGGUGGCCGCACUGAACCUGAGGUUGAGUGAGGUGGAGCUCGAUCUUGCUGAGGCCCGGCUCAAGGUGGCAAGGGCGGAGAAUGUGGCUCUCCAAACAGUGGCAAAGGAACCAGAGCACGUCCAGGGCUCCUAUGCAGCGGCCUUGAAAAUAUCCACAGGUGGAGCACCAGUGGCUCUUCCGACGAGAGCUGGACCAGUCCUGGCCUUCUAUCCCACUGAAGCUCAGGCCCACACCCUGAGGACUGCAGACGACACAAAGGCUGAACUUAAAAAGGCUAUAAGACCGGAAAAGAUGGAAAUCCAAAUCGAGAAAGUGAGGAAGGUGGGUAACGCGGGGGUGGUGGUCCAAACCACAUCUGUGGAAUCAGCUGCCAGGUUGAAGAGUGCAGUGCCCCCUACGCUGCGCGUGUCGGAGCCUAAGAAAAGAACUCCUCAAGUAGCGCUCCGUAUUCUGGACGAAGAAAUAGAUAAAGGGGAUAUCCUUAAGGCCCUUGCGGAGCAAAACUUCAAGAACUCGGUGUGGACGGCGGAACGCUUGCAGAAAUCCUGUCAAGUCUAUAAGAGGAAGGGGAUCAGGGGUACCACAACGGCAAUUCUUGAGUGCUCCGCCGAACUAAGGCAGGCGCUAAUGGACAAAGAGUGCGUGUACAUAGAACCCGUCAGGUUUCGAGAGAGUGGGGUGUGCUGGGCCGGUUUCCGGGCGGUCAUCAGCUCACGUAUGGGAUGCCUAAAUGCACACAAGCCUCCGUCUCAACUCGCGGACGAAUUUACGAGGAUUAUAGUGCGAACGGCCUAUGACUGUCUGGGUACAAGGAAACCGAGGAAGGAUGGAGGUUACGAGUGGUGGAAUGACAGAUUAGAGGCAGCACGAAAGAAGACUUUCGGACUGAGGACCAUAUGGCAAAGGAGCAAAAGGCUUGGUGGACAGCGAGAGGUAUUGGCUGGCGACGCAUUCCGUGCAGCCCGUCGUUACUAUAGGAAGCUGAUGGAGGGGGCGCAGAGCAGCCACUUCCGACGCGUGGCGGCCUCCGUCGUUGUGGUGGCGCUAGCGCGGAACCGACUGGCAUUUUUAUUUCUCUCAGGGACCAAACAGGGAGUGAAAUCGGCCAAGGCCGAGAACCUGACGUUACGGGGGCACUACACCACGUCCAGACCAUUGGAGCCAACUACAUACGCCUCUGCGCUAAAAAUUGCAGGCAGGGCCGGCCCUACCCCCAUCACCCAAGAUGGUCCGGUGGUUGCUUUCUACUCGGUGGAUGAGCAGGUUGACAAACCGAAAACGGCGGAGGACACCAAGGCCGAAUUAAAAAAUAAGGUCAGGCCAGAGAUCAUUAAAGUACAAGUGGAGAGGAUCAGGAAGGUUGGCAAUGCCGGAGUUGUGGUCCAGACCACCAGCAUUGAGGCCGCAGAAAAGCUGAGGAGCGCGGCACCACCUAAGCUACAGGCCGCGGUUUCCAAAGCAAGGCCCCCCCAGGUUGCACUAAGGAACUUGGACGGAGACCCGGAGUCUCCGACCGAAAUUAUCGCGGCAAUGUACGAGCAAAAUUUCAAAGGAACCUCGUGGUCACCGGAGAAAAUGGGCCGGAUAAAA
Molecule: messenger RNA, 2031 nt
Organism: Iphiclides podalirius (scarce swallowtail)
Lineage: Eukaryota; Metazoa; Arthropoda; Insecta; Lepidoptera; Papilionidae
Source: the annotation of a GenBank genome assembly